AUGACAAGUACAGAUGGAUGCCUGAAAAAAAAAGGACAAUACUCUGUAAAAUCUGCUUACUGGAUUGCUAGAGAACAGGUAAUGGGAAAUUUCCUGACCUCUACUUCAUCGGGUAACCCUUACCAACCUCUAUGGAAGAAACUCUGGAAAUCAAGAGUUCCUGGAAAAGUACAAAUAUGUGCUUGGAGAGCUAUCAACAAUAUCUUACCUACACGACAACAAUUGGUACAUAAAGGUUAUCUUGGUCCUACAAACUGCUUGUUUUGCACCGAGGCACUGGAAACUACUGGUCAUGUCUUUUGUCACUGUCCCACAGCAAAAGAAACUUUUGCAGCCUCCUCAAUCACUUUACAGGUCAGCUCUCUUCCAUCUUUCGUAUUUAAAGAGUGGAUGCUUGAUCAAGCUUUGCACCUAAGUAGUGAUCAGUUUGAGAAAGUUCUUAUGCAUAUUUGGGCUCUAUGGAAAAAUAGGAAUAGUAAGCUAUGGUCUAAUACUGCUCAAAGUGCACAAGCAAUUAUGUUGAGUUCUUUCACAUGGCAUGGUAAUUACUUGUCAGCACAGAAGGUCCAACUACAAGAUUCAGUAGUUAAACCAAAUAAGCAUUGGGCUCCUCCUUCACAGAAUCGAGUCAAAAUCAAUGUGGAUGGGGCCUUCUUGCCUUCACAAAAUAUUGGAGGUAUGGGAGGAGUGAUCAGACGAGAAGAUGGUUCUUUUGUUGCAUGUUUUGCAAAGCCAGUAAAUUUUUCCUCCUCUCCAAAGCAAGUAGAGUUACUUGCCAUAAAGUUUGGAAUCGAUUUGCUUCAGCAGUUAAAUUUACAAUAUGUGCUGGUAGAAAGUGAUUGCCAAGUCGCUAUCAAGGAAGUCUACUCUGACGACUUUGACUUAAGUGAGGAUGCUAAUAUACUUGAAGACAUUCAACAGGGUAAAAAUGUGGUCCAGGCUGUUGGCUUUAUUUUUGCUCCUAGAACAGCUAACACAGUAGCUCAUAAACUAGCUGUUGUUGCUCUUGAAUCCAAUACUGAUAAGGUAUGGAUAGACCAAGCUCCAGUUCACAUUCUGGAUGCUUUAUACUUUGAUUGUAAUCAUCUUCCUUAA
This is a messenger RNA of Rosa rugosa (rugosa rose), 1095 nucleotides long. RefSeq lists its product as uncharacterized. The coding region runs from base 1 to 1095 and encodes 364 amino acids. The transcript has a single exon. The record is from RefSeq and is a predicted model, not a curated record. Gene Ontology annotation, molecular function: RNA-DNA hybrid ribonuclease activity; nucleic acid binding. Lineage: Eukaryota; Viridiplantae; Streptophyta; Magnoliopsida; Rosales; Rosaceae.